Molecule: messenger RNA, 2076 nt
Organism: Manacus vitellinus (golden-collared manakin)
Lineage: Eukaryota; Metazoa; Chordata; Aves; Passeriformes; Pipridae
Product: dimethylaniline monooxygenase [N-oxide-forming] 4
Exons: 8
Coding region: 417-2057 (546 amino acids)
Molecular function (GO): NADP binding; N,N-dimethylaniline monooxygenase activity; flavin adenine dinucleotide binding
Source: RefSeq, a predicted model, not a curated record
UUGUUUCUUGCAAACGUUUCAGGAGGAUCGCUUUGUGCGGGCAGAAGCUGCGAGCCCCUUCCCCUUCUUUGCGUGCCCUGGUUUGGGCUUGGAAACGGAAUAAAAAACGAAGCAGCAGCACAGUGAGGUUUAAAAGUGUCUCCCUUUUCCCUGCAUGAAGGAGGGGAAUUGCUGGACCCUUGGUGUGGGCUUAGCACAGCAGGAAGGGUAACAAGCAGCAUCUGUCCAUAGUGCUUGAGCCAAGAGCUGGCCAUGGCUUUCUCCAAGAACAGUUUUCCUUGAGGGCACCUGCAGCCAGAGAAGACCAGGGGUAUUUUUCUAGGGACGGGAAGAAGGGAUUGGUGUUUCUGCUAAUUCCUGGGCUGUUUGGUUUGCAGCUGCUCGCCCACGGGCCCGUUCCCUGCUGCAGGACAGCAAUGGUGCGGCGCGUGGCCGUCAUCGGGGCCGGGGUCGGUGGCUUGGCCUCUGUCAAGUGCUGCCUGGAUGAGGGGCUGGAGCCCACCUGCUUCGAGAGGAGCGAGGACAUCGGGGGGGUCUGGCGGUACACGGACUCCGUGGAUGGUACGAGAGUCAGUGUGUACCGCUCUGUCAUUACCAACACCUCUAAGGAGAUGUCCUGCUUCAGUGACUUCCCCUUCCCGGAGGAUUUUCCCAAUUACCUACCCCACAGCCUCCUCCUGGAGUAUUUUCGGAUGUACGCCCGCCACUUCGACCUCCUGAGGCACAUACGCUUCAAGACAACAGCUCUCAGUGUGAGAAGGCGCCCAGACUUUGCCACCUCUGGCCAGUGGGAGGUGGUCACCGAGACCGACAGUGUCCGUGAGUCCCACGUCUUCGAUGCCGUCAUGGUUUGCACUGGCCAUUACCAGGAGCCUUACUUACCACUGGAUUCUUUCCCAGGCAUUGGCACUCGCUUCAAAGGCCAGUACCUCCACAGCCAGGAAUACAGAGAUGUGGAGCCUUUCCGGGGAAAGCGGGUCCUUGUGGUCGGCAUUGGCAACACUGGUGGUGACAUCUCCGUGGAGCUGAGCCACGUGGCUGCCAAGGUGUUCCUCAGUGCCAGGAGCCACACGUGGGUGAUGAGCCGGGUCUCAAACCAUGGCUUCCCCUGUGACAUGGUCGGCAACACCCGCUUCAACCACUUUCUUGAUUGGCUUCUCCCAUCAGCCUUCACAAGGAGGAUCCGGUUUCGGAAGUUCAAUUCAUGGUUUAACCACACAAAUUAUGGGUUGGCUUCCACCAAAAGCUCCAAAUUUAAGGUGAUUAUCAAUGAAGAGCUGCCGUUCUGCCUCCUCUCUGGGACUGUUGUGUUGAAGCCAAGUGUGAAAGAGUUCACAGAAAGCUCUGCCGUUUUUGAAGACGGGACAACAGAAGAAAACAUCGACGUGGUGCUCUUUGCCACGGGCUACAUCUUUCCAUUCCCCUUCCUUGAAGAGUCAGUUCGCAGCCUCAUUGACGACAACCGUUCCCUCUAUAGACGCAUCUUCCCUCCCCAGCUGGAAAAGCCAACGCUGGCCAUCAUUGGCUUGGUCCAGCUGACCGGCUCGAUUAUGGUGGGAUCAGAAAUGCAGGCUCGCUGGGUGACGGGGAUCUUUGCGGGCUGGAACGAGCUCCCUCCUGCCAGCAGGAUGAUGGCUGAUGUUUUGAAGAAGAAGCCUCCAGUCAAAAGGAAUCCAUCUGAGAGGGAGAACCUGAAGAUGAGUUUUAUCGGCUACACAGAUGAAAUCGCUGCCUGUGCUGGUGUGAAGCCCAGCGUGCUGAGGCUGCUCCUGACGGACCCCAGGCUGGCCCUGGCCAUCUUCUUCGGGCCCUGCACGCCCUACCAGUACCGGCUGGUGGGUCGAGGGGCAUGGAGUGGGGCCAGAGAUGCCAUCCUGACGCAGUGGCAGCGGGCACUGAAGCCCUUGAGGACUCGCAUGGUGGAUGAAGAUUCCGACCGCUCGUCCGGCUGGUGCUGGAUGUGCCUCCUGGCCCUGCCUGUGGCUCUCACAGCAGGUUUCCUCCUUUCUAAACCCCCCCAGCUGGGCUGUAGGCCCUGGACAGGUCCCCAGCUGUAGGAGAAACCUGGUGAGCCCC